Magallana angulata is the source of this 1195-nucleotide messenger RNA. Its product is annotated as anaphase-promoting complex subunit 10-like. Gene Ontology annotation, cellular component: anaphase-promoting complex. NCBI's taxonomy places the organism in Eukaryota, Metazoa, Mollusca, Bivalvia, Ostreida, Ostreidae. The record is from RefSeq and is a predicted model, not a curated record. The transcript has 4 exons. Bases 146 to 703 code for a protein of 185 amino acids. Gene Ontology annotation, biological process: anaphase-promoting complex-dependent catabolic process; protein K11-linked ubiquitination.
GUGGGAUGUCGGUCCCGAUUUAAAUUAUCUCCAUAAUUUGAAAAUCACUAAAGUAAAGAUUGAUGAUCAUGAAUACUGGAAUUUCUCUCAGGAUUAUAUGAAUUUUGUUCUUAUUUGAAGAAACCUAAUAGCAAUAUCAGCCAAAAUGGCCACUAAAGUUGUUGCCAAUCCAGAAAUCGAUAUUUUAAAAGAAGAACGAGAGGGAAGACUUCGGGAAGUUGGAAAUCAAGCUGUCUGGUCACUAUCUUCUUGUAAACCAGGGUUUGGAGUGGAUCAGCUCUUGGACAACACUGUGGAUACGUACUGGCAGUCAGAUGGACCACAGCCACACCUCGUCAACAUCCAGUUCAGGAGGAAAACUACCAUUCAUGAUGUGUGCAUCUACACAGAUUAUAAAGCAGACGAGAGCUACACUCCUAAUAGAAUUUCUCUGAGAGCUGGAACUCACUUUAAUGAUCUCAUUGAGGUGGACCAAAUUGAGCUUAGUGAGCCCGUAGGAUGGGUGUGUGUUCCAAUGAAAGACAUCAAUGACAAACCAAUCAGGACGUUCAUGGUUCAAAUAGCGGUGCUGUCAAAUCACCAGAAUGGACGUGAUACACAUCUUCGUAGAAUCAAGAUCCGAUCACCUGUGCAAGACACUUAUGUUGUGAAAACACCCAAGUUUACUAGUCUAGAACUCAUGCAGUUGGCCUACAUAAAAUGAUGAUCUGACGAAUUAAAGUAACAAAUCUACACUGUAUACCAAUAUACAUGUAUAACAAUGGUUGUAUUGUACCACAGAUACCGGAAAUUUUGCAUACCGUAUAUAUAAAUCCAAGUUUACUAGGCCUAUAUAGUUUUGAACUCAAGCAGGUGGCCUACAUAGAAUGAGAAUCUUGUGAAUUAAUAUGACAAAUCUACACUGUAAAUCAGUAUGACUCUACUCAUAUGUAUGGUUGUACAUGAACUGUAUAGAUCUGCAAUUCCACAAUCUGACAUUUGUAUUUAUAUAUGUACUGUAUUUAUGUCCAAAGUGAAAUUUAAAUCUGAAUGAAAACUUCACAUAAUGCACCAGUACAUAUUUUCCCCCUCAACAUCUAAGAAAUUCAACUGUACAGUUUUUUUUACAUGUAUUUUAUUGUCUGAUUAAAACUAUUAUGUAUUUGCCACAUAAGUGUUCAUCACUAAUUCUGUAAAUAAAGCACUAUUCCCCACA